Messenger RNA from Cornus florida, 498 nucleotides. RefSeq lists its product as uncharacterized. Bases 1 to 498 code for a protein of 165 amino acids. NCBI's taxonomy places the organism in Eukaryota, Viridiplantae, Streptophyta, Magnoliopsida, Cornales, Cornaceae. The transcript has 3 exons. The record is from RefSeq and is a predicted model, not a curated record.
AUGCUUGAAGAUUUGGCAGAGAUGGGAUUACAGUGUUUCGACGGUGACUAUGGCAGUGAGUCGGCAUUCUUGUUUAGUCUUGUGGCUCAGCCUACUCUUAUCGGACGAGUAAUUGAGUCACAGAAACAGGAUCCGGAUUUGGAUGCCAUUCACACCUUAAUCUCCAAUGGAGAGGUUGCCUGCAGACUUGCAUUACCACCACAGAUGGACAGAGUCCAUAGUGUUUUCCAUGUAUCAAUGUUACGAAAAUAUGAGCUAUAUCCGUCUCACGUUUUGAGUUGGGUUGAUGUGGACAUUAAUGAAGAUGUUUCUUACGAGGAGGGACCAGUUCAGAUCCUUGACACACGGCAGAAGGUGUUAAGGGACAAGACAAUACCAUUGGUGAAAGUUCUUUGGAGACAUCACGGAGUUGAGGAGGCCACUUGGGAACUUGAACAGGAGGGCUGGAAAUCAGAAAUUUCAUUAGAAUCAUUCUGUGGGCAUCAUCUAACCGGUUAG